Aspergillus eucalypticola CBS 122712 is the source of this 784-nucleotide messenger RNA. RefSeq lists its product as uncharacterized. Lineage: Eukaryota; Fungi; Ascomycota; Eurotiomycetes; Eurotiales; Aspergillaceae. Bases 111 to 569 code for a protein of 152 amino acids. The record is from RefSeq and is a predicted model, not a curated record. The transcript has a single exon.
AAAAUACCAUCUAUCUAUCUUUCUAUCUAUCACCACCUUUAUAAUAUAUCAAUAAUUCAUACCCACAAUCUGUUCACUCCUAAAAGAGAUAAUACUAUACUAUAUCAAUAAUGACAGGAUACACAACCACCCGUCCUACAAAAUCCCUCCUCAUUCCUAAGAAACGUCCCCUUAAGACCCCAUCCACGACACUAUCCAAGAACUAUUCUACAGAGAAAUACAUCCCAACUUUGCAUUUCAUAUCGUCAUCUUCAUCUUCAUCUUCAUCUACAGAACAAAACCCUAAACCCAAAUCCACGAAUGAUGGGAAAAAAGCUGCUACAACAACAACAGAGUUCAAUUUCUCUCUCCCGCCGCAGCCAUUUCUUGACCCGGGGUGCUGGGAGAAGAUUCGUUCAGUAUCUUCUUCUUCUCCUUCUUCUUCGAGGUUAGGUGGUGAGAGUGGAAGUGGAAGUGGGAGUGGGGGUGUCAUGCAGUUAAAUGAGAGGGAGAAAGAGGAAGAGAGAAGACGGAGGAGGGCGAGGGAGGCGGAGUAUGGGGGGAUGGCUGUUCGGGGAAGACUUAAAUGAUUUUCUUAUCCUUUUCUUUCUUUCUAAUCGUUCUCUUUAUGUUUUGGUUGUGGAUCGGUUUACUAUAGUGUAUGGAGUUGCCGGUACUUUAUACUGUGAAUGUACUAGUAUAGUAUGUAUGAUAGUUCUUAUUGAUUCAGGUAGAUACGAUCGGUGGCAUCGUGUAUGUAGUUGCAUAAAUCAUCAGUAAGGUGUGGUAUGGUAUCUUCAUCAUC